Alternaria triticimaculans is the source of this 1344-nucleotide messenger RNA. RefSeq lists its product as uncharacterized. The coding region runs from base 1 to 1344 and encodes 447 amino acids. The transcript has 4 exons. Lineage: Eukaryota; Fungi; Ascomycota; Dothideomycetes; Pleosporales; Pleosporaceae. The record is from RefSeq and is a predicted model, not a curated record.
AUGAGAGCUGCGAGUGCCGAUGCGCCGCCUUUCAACCCCUCCCAAACAUCCGCAAACUCGGGCGCAAGCAAGCGCACCACAUCCAAUGGCCAGCAGGUGGUUCUCGACUCGGACGAUGAUUCUCUACCAGACCUUGACUUUGGUCUACCCACCCCCAAAGUCAAGACCAUCGUCACGACCACCACCACACGUUCUAAGCGCAUGUCCGAAGACCAAGAAAAUGGUCUGCAGAAGCCGGCCAAGAAGGCCAAGGAUAACAAGAACAAGUUUGAUGUACUUGUAAAGACGGCCCACAAAAAUCUCGAGACAGAGCGGCAGAUCAAGGAGCACAGCGCGCUUCUGGACCAGUCCCUUGGAGAACACGCAGAUACUGACCUGGCGCUCAACGAGGAACUACUUGGCCAAGCUGUGGAUGAUGACGACGACCCAGAGAAAGCGCAUCGCCUCCUUCAGGCCAUGCAGAGAACAAAUGCUACACAGAUGGAGAGCGUCUACCAUUUCUUCCAAGAUGACUCGGACUCAAUACAAGCGCAGCCCAAGUUCCCCAUCAGCAGCCUGCCCAAGCACGGAUGGGCCUCGAUUUUCAUAGACUCCCACGCCAGGGACCAGGCUUUCAUGACCGGCUUUGCACAACAAAUCUUUCGAAUGCAACAACUGCCCGAAGAACUAGCUUCCUGGAUGAUUGAAUGCAUUUCCCAAACCCGGAAUGAGGCACUUAGCUGCAGAUACAUCGAGAUCUUGGAAUCAGAACCUCACAACAAGCACCUCCUCUACCCAGUACCAGUCGACGUAGAACUCUCAGACCCUAAGCUGCCUGACAUGAUUCACCAAUACCUGGACAAGUCUUCGAAUUUCCGAAUAGACAAGGACACCGACUACGAGCACCUCACCGCACGUUUGACAUUGCUUGACAUUGCCAUUGGGCCUGGCUUAUUGAACGUCCCGUAUCAGCCCCUAUCAAGUCCAACAACGUCAGAAACCGGCUCGUCUCCAGUCAGGGCUCCAGUACCAGCGUCAUCAGAAGUCAAAGAUUUCAACAACGAGGUGGAUGCGCUUGCUCGGCAGUUCCAGCUACUCAGCAACUCCAUCGUCGAGGCUGGCGCUGCGGUGGAUCUUACCAUCAUGGACGCCAAAGAUUCUAUAGAGAGACUACGCGCACGACUAGAGCACGCUGUGCGGAUAGGCGGAAAGAAGGUCUAUAACGUCUUUGGUGAUGAAGAUGAGACCACACAGCCAAACCUCAGAAGAUUCUUCAAAGGCACGAGCAAAGACGCGCCGAAGAAGUCUAUCUUCGACGAAGAGGACGAUGUAGCGGUAUCACUAGCCGAUGACUCGAAAGCCUGA